Molecule: messenger RNA, 1578 nt
Organism: Colletotrichum higginsianum IMI 349063
Lineage: Eukaryota; Fungi; Ascomycota; Sordariomycetes; Glomerellales; Glomerellaceae
Product: Major facilitator superfamily transporter
Exons: 2
Coding region: 1-1578 (525 amino acids)
Biological process (GO): transmembrane transport
Cellular component (GO): membrane
Molecular function (GO): transmembrane transporter activity
Source: RefSeq, a predicted model, not a curated record
AUGGCCUCCGACGAAGUCACCAGCUCGGAGCACGUCCGCCCCACGACGGCCCCAGGCAAGAAGUCCUUCCAGGAAGUCGAGCGCUCAAUCUCCCAUGAGAAGGCCGACCAGCAGCGCCUCGAGAAUGUCGACAAUGAGCUGUCCAAGUACGUCGGCGACGGCUCCGUCACCGUCACCCGGGAACGCAGCGACGAGCUGCGCAAGAUGAUCGACCGCCGCGUCCUCGUCAUCAUGAUUGGCACCUACUUCCUCCAGGCUAUCGACAAGGGCACCAUGUCCUUCGCCUCCAUCAUGGGCCUCCAAGAGGACACCAACCUCAAGGGCCAGGAGUUCUCCUGGCUAACCACCUGUAUCUACAUCGCCAUCCUGUUCGUCGAGUACCCCCAGAACUACAUCAUCGCCCGCGUCCCCAUCGCGAAGUACCUCAGCUUCUCCAUCAUUGCUUGGGGUGCCGUACUGGCCUGCCACGCCGCCUGCUCCAACUUCGUCGGCCUUGUCGCCGUCCGCACCCUCCUCGGUAUCUUCGAGUCGGCCUGCCAGCCCGCCUUCGUCAUCCUCUCGUCCAUGUGGUACCGUCGCGAGGAACAGGCAUCUCGUGUUACCUACUGGUACAUGAUGAACGGAGCCCAGCAGGUCGUCGGCGGUCUGCUCGCCUACUGCUUCACCCACAUCAAGAGUGGCCCUCUCAAGUCCUGGCAGUGGCUUUUCCUGGCAUACGGCGUCAUCUCCGUCAUCUUCGGCGUCUUCGUCCUGUUCUGGAUGCCCGACUCCCCCAUGCGUGCCAAGUGCUUCUCCGAAGAUGUUAAGCGCGAGAUGGUCGAGCGUGUCCGCGAUAACCAGACCGGUAUCCAGAACAAGAACUUCAAGCGCGAGCAGGCUAUCGAGGCUCUCAUGGACCCCCAGGUCUGGGGAUACUCCCUUAUCGCCCUGUGCACCACCUUGCCCACUUCCGGUCUGGGUGCCUUCGCCAACAUCAUCAUCAAGAGCUUCGGCUUCAACACCCUCGAGGUGCAGCUGCUCGCCAUGGUUCUCGGAUUCUACAUUAUCUUCGUCCUCCUCGGCUCCGUCUGGCUGGUCAAGAAGUUCAACCAGAACCUCUACGUCAUGCUCGGCUUCUGUGUCCCCUCCGUCAUCGGCACCGUCCUUCUCAUGACUGUCCCCAACAACACCUUCUCCCAGCGUGUUGGUCUGCUCAUCUGCUACUACAUCACUCUGUCCUUCUGGUCCGCCCAGACCCUCGCCCUGUCGCUUAUCUCCCGAAACAUCGCCGGCCAGACCAAGAAGCAGUUUGCCGUCGCCAUCAACUUCAUCGUCUGGGCUGCUGGUAACGCCAUCGGCCCCCAGGUCUUCCUCAAGUGGGACGGCCCGCGCUACUUCAUCGCCUUCGCCACUCACCUGGGCUGCUACGCGCUGCUUAUCGUCAUCAUCAUCAGCCUCCGCAUCUACCUCGCCCGCGAGAACAAGAAGAGAGACGACAUGGUCGCUGCGGGUAUUGUGGAGGCGUCUCCCGAAUACACCGCCCACUCCUUCGAGGACAUGACGGACAAGGAGAAUCUGUCGUUCCGCUAUGUGUUCUAG